AUGGCUCAACAAAGAAGUGAAGUGAAGAGCACGAGGAUUCAGAGCAAUCUGCAGAAUGAGAGUGUCUUCUUCUCUGCGGAACAAGAGCUAGCGAAGAUGUCCCCUCUUCCUUCAGUGCCAAGGCCGAAAUAUUCACUGCUCGGUGCUGCAUCUGGCGGCUCCCGGCUCACAGGGGCGCCGAUGGCUCGUUGGCGCGAGGGGGGCGCGGACAGGCACCUCCCGGCCGGUGGCGCGACGGGGCGCGGGAGGGCGCCUCCCCUGGCCGGUGGCCCGACGGCUCGCGGGGGCUUCUUCUUCCUCCCCGGCGACGACGGCGCCACUGAACCUCCUUGCCGGCUGUUAGCAAAUGGGAUCGGGGGAGGAGGGGGAAGGAGGUGCCACACUUGGCUCGGUCCGCCUACCGCUGCAAGGGACCGGAGGAGGGAGCUCCUAGGCUUCUUCUGCAGGGAUCGGAAUUCGGAGGAGGGAGCAGACGCGUUUGAGUUCUGA
Miscanthus lutarioriparius is the source of this 489-nucleotide messenger RNA. The record is from the annotation of a GenBank genome assembly. Lineage: Eukaryota; Viridiplantae; Streptophyta; Magnoliopsida; Poales; Poaceae.